Molecule: messenger RNA, 7028 nt
Organism: Salarias fasciatus (jewelled blenny)
Lineage: Eukaryota; Metazoa; Chordata; Actinopteri; Blenniiformes; Blenniidae
Gene: chd3
Product: chromodomain helicase DNA binding protein 3
Biological process (GO): chromatin remodeling
Cellular component (GO): chromatin; nucleus; NuRD complex
Molecular function (GO): chromatin binding; ATP hydrolysis activity; DNA binding
Source: RefSeq, a predicted model, not a curated record
UUUAGAACGGUGGGGGCUCUGGAGAAUAUAAGGUGGCCAUAUUUGAUAGAUUUGUGUCGGGCUCUGCAAUGCAGAAAGCGAGAGUUGUUGCGUGUGAUCUUGCAAGUGACAGUGACACCGGGCAAGUCUGUCGGAUUCGUGACUGAUCCGGACUUGGAGAGAGAGAGAGAGAGGGAGAGAGAGAGAGAGAGAGAGAGAGGGGGAGGGAGAGAGAGAGAGAGAGAGAGAGAGAGGGGGAAAAGAAAAAAAGGAGGGAGGGGGGCAGACAGAAAAGAAACAAACAAGUAACAAUGUAACUUACAUGCAGUCACACACCCCUUUUUUCUUGUAACAAUGUGUACGUUUUUGAGGAGGGAGGGGGCACGCAAAGCGAGAAAGAGAGACGGGGAGAGAUAGAGAAAGGAGGAGGGGGGUGCGUUCUGAAAUAAUAUAGUCAGCCAUUUUUUAUGUAAGGGGAUUUUUUCUUAUUGGGGGGGUUGUUAAAAAAUAAAUAUAAGAGGGCGGCCAUCUUUGUUGCUCUGCCUAGUGUAAAAUAUUCCAAAACGCCCCCCACUUUUUUCUGUGCCGAUUUGAAUAUUAAAUAAAUAUCAUAUAUUCGGGCAAGAUUGCGCUUUUUUGAAUACAAGGACGGAUCCAAUGACAGGAAUAUAAUGUCCUCUCCUCUCCGGUCCUGUGAGGAAGACGAGGGCAUGGUGGUUAAUUCCGAGGGAGGAGAUUUUGAUGAAGAAGACGACGACGGAGACCUAGACGAGAACGCAAGCGACAUAAACUCGCCGGCGGCGCCUCGGGAAACUGCAACACCAGCCGCGCCAGCCGAAGAGCCCGAUAUAUCCGACAGGGAGGUCCCCAUCAGGAAGAAAGGCCGGCCCAAGAAGAAGAAGGACACCAAAAAGAAGGACAAAGAGGGGAAACCUGUCAAAGCCAAAAAACGCAAGAAGCUCGAAAGUGAUGUAGAGAGAGACUCUGACAGAGAAAGAGACUAUGGGGAGAAUUCAGACAGCAUCGGCAGCGACUAUGGCUCUGGUGAGAAAAAGAAAAAGAAGAAACACAAAGAAAGAAAAGAGAAGAAAACUAAAAAGAAGAAAAAAGACGACGGGGACCGAGACAGCAGUCAGGAGGAAACGACUAAGCAACCGAUAGAGCAGAAGACCUCAGCCCAGCUGGCGAAGGAGUGGGGUCUGGAGGAUGUUGAUCAUACCUUCACGGAGGAGGACUACAGGGAGCUCACCAACUACAAAGCCUUCAGCCAGUUCAUGAGGCCAAUGAUAGCCAAGAAGAACCCGAAGAUCCCCAUGUCAAAGAUGAUGACCAUCCUGGGAGCCAAGUGGAGGGAGUUCAGCUCCAACAACCCCUUCAAAGGCAACGCGGCUGCCGUGGCGGCCGCCGCUGCCGCCGCCGCCAUCGCCGUUGCCGAGCAGGUCUCUGCAGCGACCGCCUCACCCGAGCCGCCGCCUCAGCCGCCACCGAUUAGAAAGGCCAAGACGAAAGAGGGCAAGGGCCCGGGCUACAAGAAACGCAGUAAAAGUCCUCGAGUUCCAGACAAGAAAAAAGCAUCAGCUGUUGCCAAGGCUAAGAAGAUGGCACCGAUUCGUAUUAAACUAUCUCCCAUCGGCGCCAAGAGGAAGAAGAGCUGCUCGAGCGAGGACCUGGACGAGGAUGAGUCUGAGCAGGAGGACUCCAGCGUUCACAGCUCCUCGGUUCGCUCUGACAGCUCCGGCCGAGUGAAGAAGAACAAGCGGGGACGGCCUGCCAAGAAGAAGAAGAAAAUCCCGGGGGAGGAGGAAGGCGACGGUUAUGAGACGGACCAUCAGGACUACUGCGAGGUGUGCCAGCAGGGCGGGGAGAUCAUCCUGUGUGACACCUGCCCCCGGGCGUACCACCUCGUCUGCCUGGAGCCCGAGCUGGAGAAGGCCCCCGAGGGCAAGUGGAGCUGCCCCCACUGCGAAAAAGAGGGCAUUCAGUGGGAAGCGAAGGAUGAGGACUUUGAGGAUUUCGAGGAGGACAGCGAGGACAGGGUCAUCUCGGAGGUCAGCGUGGGGGUCCACGCGGGCGCGGAGGAGGAGGACGACGACCACAUGGAGUUCUGCCGGGUGUGCAAGGACGGCGGCGAGCUGCUGUGCUGCGACACCUGCACGUCCUCCUACCACAUCCACUGCCUCAACCCGCCGCUGCCCGAGAUCCCCAACGGCGAGUGGCUGUGCCCGCGCUGCACGUGUCCGCCCAUCAAAGGUCGCGUCCAGAAGAUCCUCCACUGGCGGUGGGGCGAGCCGCCGCCUCCCAUUCCCGUCCCCCCGGCUCCCGACGCGCCGCCCGACGCCCCGCCGCCCCCGCCCAUGAAGGGCAGAGCCGAGAGGGAGUUCUUCGUCAAGCUGACCGGCCAGUCGUACUGGCACUGCACCUGGAUCACCGAGCUGCAGCUGGAGAUCUUCCACUCGGUGAUGUACAGAAACUACCAGAGGAAAACAGACAUGGACGAGCCUCCCAGUCUGGAUUACGGCUCGGGCGGCGAGGACGAGAACGGCGUGGGGAAGAGCGAGAAGCGGCGGGCCAAAGACCCCCAGUUCGCCAUACUGGAGGAAAAAUACUACAAAUACGGCAUCAAGCCCGAAUGGAUGAUGAUUCACCGCAUCAUCAACCACAGCAUGGACAAGAAGGGGACGUACCACUACCUGGUCAAGUGGAGAGAUCUGACCUACGACCAAUGCACCUGGGAGAGAGACGACCUGGAGAUCCCAGACUUCGCGAUUUACAAGGCCAGCUACUGGAGACACAGGGACGCCAUCAUGAAGGAGGACCCCGACAAACCCAGGAAGAUCAGGAGCAAGAACGCAGAGGGUGAAGAAGAGUCUCCUGCCUCACCCGUCACUGAUCCGACCAUUAAAUACGAGGAGCAGCCGGACUUCGUCACGUCGACGGGCGGCACGCUGCACCUCUACCAGCUGGAGGGCCUGAACUGGCUCCGCUUCUCCUGGGCUCAGGGCACCGACACCAUCCUGGCAGACGAGAUGGGCCUGGGCAAGACCAUCCAGACCAUCGUCUUCCUCUACUCGCUCUUCAAAGAGGGCCACACGAAGGGCCCGUUCCUGGUCAGCGCGCCGCUUUCCACCAUCAUCAACUGGGAGAGGGAGUUCGAGAUGUGGGCGCCCGACUUCUACGUGGUGACGUACACGGGAGACAAGGACAGCCGCGCCAUCAUCCGGGAGAACGAGUUCUCCUUCGACGACACGGCCGUGAAACAAGGGAAGAAGGCCUUCAAGCUGAGGCGAGAGGCUCCCAUCAAAUUCCACGUGCUGCUCACCUCCUACGAGCUGGUGACCAUCGACCAGACGGCGCUCAAGUCCAUCGACUGGGCCUGCCUGGUGGUGGACGAGGCCCACAGGCUGAAGAACAACCAGUCCAAGUUUUUCAGGCGUCUGAACGACUAUAAGAUCGACCACAAGCUGCUGCUGACAGGAACUCCCCUUCAGAACAACCUGGAGGAGCUUUUCCAUCUGCUCAACUUCCUCACGCCCAACCGUUUCAAUAACCUUGACGGCUUCCUGGAAGAGUUUGCCGACAUCUCCAAGGAGGACCAGAUCAAGAAGCUCCACGACCUGCUGGGGCCUCACAUGCUGCGCCGGCUGAAGGCCGACGUCUUCAAGAACAUGCCCGCCAAGACCGAGCUGAUUGUCAGAGUGGAGCUGAGUCCUAUGCAAAAGAAAUAUUACAAGCUGAUCCUGACCAAGAACUUUGAGGCGCUGAACUCCAAAGGCGGAGGAAACCAGGUCUCCCUGCUCAAUAUCAUGAUGGACCUAAAGAAGUGCUGCAACCACCCCUACCUCUUCCCCGUCGCCUCCAUGGAAGCCCAGAAAACUCCCAGCGGUGCUUACGAGGGCUCGGCCCUCACCAAGGCCUCUGGAAAACUCACGCUGUUGCAGAAGAUGCUGAGGAAGCUGAAAGAGCAGGGCCACCGAGUUCUGGUCUUCUCACAGAUGACCAAAAUGUUGGAUUUACUAGAAGACUUCCUGGACUAUGAAGGCUACAAAUACGAGAGGAUCGAUGGAGGCAUCACCGGGGCGCUGAGACAAGAGGCCAUCGACCGCUUCAACGCUCCCGGCGCCUGUCAGUUCUGCUUCCUGCUUUCCACCCGAGCCGGAGGUUUGGGCAUCAACCUGGCCACGGCCGACACCGUCGUCAUCUUCGACUCGGACUGGAACCCUCACAACGACAUUCAGGCCUUCAGCCGGGCGCACCGCAUCGGGCAGGCCAACAAGGUGAUGAUCUACCGCUUCGUGACGCGGGCCAGCGUGGAGGAGCGCAUCACCCAGGUCGCCAAGAGGAAGAUGAUGCUGACCCACCUGGUGGUGCGGCCGGGCCUGGGCUCCAAAGCCGGCUCCAUGACCAAGCAGGAGCUGGACGACAUCCUCAAGUUCGGGACGGAGGAGCUCUUCAAGGACGAGGGAGAAGGUAUGAAGAACAACUCGGGCGAUAAGGCCGAGGACGAGGGCAACGUCAUCCACUACGACAGCGCGGCCAUCGAACGGCUCCUGGACCGGAGUCAGGACGCCACGGACGACUCCGACGUCCAGAACAUGAACGAGUACCUCAGCUCCUUCAAGGUGGCCCAGUACAUGGUCCGGGAGGAGGACAAGAUCGAGGAGAUCGAGCGGGAGAUCAUCAAGCAGGAGGAGAACGUGGACCCGGAUUACUGGGAGAAGCUGCUGCGGCAUCACUACGAGCAGCAGCAGGAAGAUCUGGCCAGCAAACUGGGCAAAGGCAAGAGGAACCGCAAGCCGGUCAACUACAACGACGCAGCGCAGGAGGACCAAGAUAACCAGUCCGAGUAUUCAGUGGGCUCCGAGGAGGAGGACGAGGACUUUGAUGACCGGCCAGAAGGUCGAAGGCAGUCGCGCCGCCAGCUGAGGAAUGAGAAGGAUAAACCUCUGCCUCCUCUUCUGGCCAGAGUCGGAGGCAGCCUUGAGGUGCUGGGCUUCAACACGCGCCAGCGGAAGGCCUUCCUGAACGCGGUGAUGCGCUGGGGGAUGCCGUCCCAGGACGCCUUCUCCUCCCAGUGGCUGGUCCGGGACCUCCGGGGCAAAACCGAGAAGGAGUUCAAGGCGUACGUGUCCCUGUUCAUGCGUCACCUGUGCGAGCCGGUGGCCGACGGCGCCGAGACGUUUGCGGACGGCGUCCCGAGGGAGGGGCUGUGCCGCCAGCCGGUCCUCACGCGCAUCGGCGUCAUGUCGCUCGUCAAGAAGAAGAUCCAGGAGUUUGAGCACAUCAACGGGCGCUGGAGCCUUCCGGAGCUCAAGCCCGAGGUCAGCGUGGACAAGUCGUCCUCCAGGGCCUCCUCCCCCACCGUGAAGACCGCCACCCCCACCCCGGACGCCAGCUACAACAACACGCCGUGCACCUCCAAGCCAGCCACCCCUGCUCCUGUGGAGAAGCCUGAGAAGAACGGCAAGGAGGGCGAGAAGGAGGAGGAGAAGGAGGAAGACGAGGCUCGGCAGGAAAAGGAGAAAGCGAAGGAGAAGGAUGAGGGGAAGGAGGCGGACGGCAGCAAGAGUGCGGAGUCAGAGGAGGUUUCAACAAAAGAAGCGACACAAAGUGCAUCUCCCGGUCAAAAAGGCGACGGCAAGGAGGACGGCGAGGUGAAAGACGGCGAGAAGAAAGAGGCGAGCGACGCUCCGGCCGCCGCCGGCGAGGAGAACAAAGUCCAGGAGGAGAGCAAGGAGGAGACGAAGCAGGCGUCCAAACAAGACGCAGAUGUUAAAGAGGAGAAGUCAGAAGGAGAAAAGGUAGAGGAGGGAAAGGAAAAAGAAAAGAAGGAGGAAACAACAACAACAGAAGCGACAGAAGUCAAGGAGAAAACCGAGGCAGCAGACGUGAAGAAAGAAGAGGUCAAAGGUGAAAAGGACGCCGCAAAAGAAGCCAAGCCAGCGAAGGAGGAGGCGCCCAGGGGCAACGGGAAGCCUCCCAGCGAGCGGCCGCGCUUCAUGUUCAACAUCGCGGACGGCGGCUUCACCGAGCUGCACACUCUCUGGCAGAACGAGGAGCGGGCCGCCAUCUCCUCGGGGAAGAUGAAUGAGAUCUGGCACCGCCGACACGACUUCUGGCUGCUGGCGGGAAUCGUGAUUCACGGCUACGCCCGGUGGCAGGACAUCCAGAACGACCCGCAGUUCGCCAUCGUCAACGAGCCGUUCAAGUCGCAGGCCAACAAGGGCAACUUCCUGGAGAUGAAGAACAAGUUCCUGGCGCGGCGCUUCAAGCUGCUGGAGCAGGCGCUGGUGAUCGAGGAGCAGCUGCGGCGGGCGGCCUACCUGAACAUGACCCAGGACCCCACCCACCCCGCCAUGGCGCUCAACGCCCGCUUCGCCGAGGUGGAGUGCCUGGCCGAGUCGCACCAGCACCUCAGCAAGGAGUCGCUGGCGGGCAACAAGCCGGCCAACGCCGUCCUCCACAAAGUGUUGAACCAGCUGGAGGAGCUGCUCAGCGACAUGAAGGCCGACGUGACCCGGCUGCCGGCCACGCUGUCCAGGGUCCCGCCCAUCGCCGCCCGCCUGCAGAUGUCCGAGAGGAGCAUCCUCAGCCGGCUCGCCAGCAAGGGCACCGAGACGCACACGCCCCCGCCCAUACCUCCAGGACCCUACGCCACCCCUCAGAACUACGGCGCCCCCUUCACGCCGGCGCCCAGCGCCCUGCACCUGGGAGGGGCCAACUACAGCCAGAUGCCGCCCGGCUCCUUCAUAUCAGAAGCCGCUGCCGCUGCUGGGGCCACCGGGGGAGCCGCUGGUGGAGCUGCCGGAGGGCCAGCCGCCGCCGGCGCCUGCCAGAAGACCAAGGAGCACGAUGUGGUGCAGCGGCAGCGGGUGGUGGACCUGUGGAAGGACGGCAAGUCCGAAGGGGCCAUCGGGCAGGAGCUGAGGAUGCCCAAGUCCACAGUGCACAGCAUUAUCGUCAAGUACCGGCUCAGCAACACGGUGGAGAACCUCCCGCGCAACGGGAGACCAAAGAAACCCUGAAGGAGGAAAAAAAAAAAAAAAAACCCU